CUUCUUGAUCUGUUUUUUUCAAGCAGAAGAUCGUGAUCAAGGUGUCUAUGAACGGUGACACCUCAAGUUUCUUUUGUUUCUGCCCAAAAGACCCUCAAUCUAAAGCUUUGAAACUUACGGCUGGCUUUUCAGGAGUUCAAUCCGUGAAACUGAUGGGCGACAAGGACCAGAUCGAGGUGACCGGAGAUGUCGACGCAGUGGACCUCAACACUAAGCUUAGGAAGAAAGUCGGGUUCGCGGAGAUAGUCUCAGUGAGCGAGGACAAGAAAAAAGAAGAGGAGAAAGAGAAUACUGAUGACACGAAGGAGGUGCCGCCCGUCAUAUGGCCGUGCCCGCAGCGUGAAAUAGUCUACCUCGGGGAUCCAUACCCCGGGCCCGGGUGCUGCCCCAUGUAGGAUCGACGAUGAAAUGAUGACUUAUAUAAGAGUACAACAUCAAUGUGAUGAGUUUUUUUUACGCGAGCAAUUUUGGAAAAUGAAUAAAAAUCUAAUUGCCUGUUUUGAUCGAAAUCGAACUGUGUGAUCGUGC
Messenger RNA from Syzygium oleosum, 528 nucleotides. RefSeq lists its product as uncharacterized. The transcript has 2 exons. The coding region runs from base 48 to 395 and encodes 115 amino acids. The record is from RefSeq and is a predicted model, not a curated record. NCBI's taxonomy places the organism in Eukaryota, Viridiplantae, Streptophyta, Magnoliopsida, Myrtales, Myrtaceae.